UAAAGCAUGGAUUAUUAUCCGCCCAAUCAUUUUGCUUAAACACACUAAAGUGCUUCUUGAAAGUUGGCCUAAUAAACUGCACCUCUUUCUGUUUCUGCCUACUUUGCUUCAAAACCAAACAAAUCAAGUGUUAGAGUUCGAGGAGCACAGCCAAGAUCAUGAGUAGUAGCACCAUGCCAAAAAAAUUGUUGCUCACAUCUUUGUGCAUCCUCUUUCUGUCCCUUCCAAUCCACAUGUCACCACCACAUGAUGUCAGAGUCGCACAAAAUUUCAGAACUAGUAGUGGCCACAGGACCAAAGGUGGUGGUGGUGGUUCAUCCAAAGGUUGCCACAACAACAAAUUGGACGCAACACCAACACCAUGUCAAAAUUCAACAACCAUUCAAGCAGUUCCAACUCCAAGUCCAACUUCACCCCCUCUUGUUUUUGCAGACCAAAGACUUGAAGUGGUGUAUCCAAUAAUCCAAAAAUUCAAGUCCCUCAUCACCUCAGAUCCACUAGGAGUGACCAGAACUUGGGUUGGAUCAGAUAUAUGCAGCUACAAGGGCUUCUACUGUGACACCCCACCAGACAACAAUUCUGCCACUGCUUUGGCCUCUAUUGACUUCAAUGGUUUUCAACUAUCUGCUUCCACUCUUGAUGGCUUCAUUGACAACCUCCCUGAUAUUGCUCUCUUCCAUGCAAACUCCAAUAACUUUGGUGGCACAAUCUCACCAAAAAUCUCCAAGCUCCCUUACCUCUAUGAGAUUGAUGUUAGCAACAACCGAUUAACCGGUCCAUUUCCCUCUGCUGUUCUAGGCAUGAGCACUUUAACAUUCUUGGACAUAAGGUUCAAUUUCUUCUCUGGGGCAGUUCCACCACAAGUAUUCACACAGAACCUUCAAGUCCUUUUCAUAAACAACAAUAUUUUCACUCAAGGGUUGCCUGAUGAUUUAGGCUCCACUCAUAUUCUCUUGCUCACUUUGGCAAACAACAAGUUCAUGGGUCCAAUCCCAAGAAGCCUUCCCAAAGCACUAGCCACUCUCACUGAGGUGUUGCUACUCAACAACCAGUUAACCGGCUGCUUGCCCUAUGAGAUUGGUUUUCUUGAAGAGGCCACAGUGUUUGAUGUUGGCAACAACAUGUUGACAGGUCCUUUGCCUUUGUCUCUAAGUUGCCUUGAGAAAGUGGAGGUGCUGAAUUUUGGUGGUAAUCUUUUGUAUGGCAUGGUUCCAGAAGUGGUGUGCGCAGGGUUGGUGAACUUGGUCAACUUUUCAUUAUCAGAUAACUAUUUCACUCAUGUGGGGCCACUGUGUAGGAUGCUGAUUCAGAGAGGGGUUCUUGAUGUUAGGAACAAUUGUGUUCCUGAUCUUCCCUUUCAGAGAUCAGUGGUUGAGUGUGCUGAGUUCUUUGCAACACCAAGGAUGUGUCCAUUCAUGUGGUUUCAUAGUCUCAUCCCUUGUAAGCUUCCAUUUCAACAUUCCAUUCCUUAGGUGCCUAAGGCAUUAUUUGGGUUGCAAUUCUUUUUGUAACUUUCCUUUCUUUACCUUUUCUGUGUAAUGUAUAAUUGGAACUGAACUUUGUGAUGGUCCAUCCAUGUUCUUAUUAAUUGUUUCUAUAUUUCAAGUCAAUGCGUGGAGAUGAUAAAUUAUUA
Molecule: messenger RNA, 1633 nt
Organism: Cajanus cajan (pigeon pea)
Lineage: Eukaryota; Viridiplantae; Streptophyta; Magnoliopsida; Fabales; Fabaceae
Molecular function (GO): protein binding
Source: RefSeq, a predicted model, not a curated record